Pundamilia nyererei is the source of this 3655-nucleotide messenger RNA. RefSeq names its product TBC1 domain family member 8 (gene tbc1d8). The coding region runs from base 247 to 3624 and encodes 1125 amino acids. Gene Ontology annotation, molecular function: calcium ion binding. The record is from RefSeq and is a predicted model, not a curated record. Lineage: Eukaryota; Metazoa; Chordata; Actinopteri; Cichliformes; Cichlidae. The transcript is spliced from 20 exons.
GAUCUGUGAGUCGUGUGUACAGCUGCUGUGUGUCUGGUGUGUGGGAGCAGACGCGGGGCGAGGAAGUCCGAAACCUGCAGCUGUCAGGAGCGCAGGAUGGCCAUGGAUAAAGCCGAAAACCCGCCGCUGUAGGAGCGAUCGGGCCACCCCCGAGCCGAAAAACAGGCAGAUAAAGUUUAUACUCCCCCUCUAUUGCAGAGACCGAGUCGGCAGAGGGCUCACUCCGGUCCCUCCCUGUUAGAAGAAAUGUGGCUAAACCCCGAUGAAGUUCUGCUCAAAAAUGUGCUGAAACUCUGGGUGACCGAGAGGAGCAACGACUUCUUCCUGCUGCAGAGGAGGAGAGGCCACGGCGAGUCCAACAGCAGGAUCACAGGGCUCCUGGUGGGGGCGCUUGACAAUGUUCUGGACUCCACUGCCAGGGUCACUCCCUUUCGCAUCCUCCUCCAAGUUCCCGGCUCCCAGGUCAGCUGGAUCAUUGCCAGUGGAGCUGCCAUAGAAGAGGUGAACAAGCACUGGGACUGGCUGCUCCACAACCUGCUUCACUCUCUGUCUGUGUUUGAGAACAAGGAGGAUGUUGCCAGCUUCGUCAAAGGAAAAGUCAAGGGCCUUAUCGCCGAGGAGGUUCAGGGACGCCAGGCGGCCCAGGAGGAUGACCCGGGGAAGUUCAGGGAGGCGCUCCGGAAGUUUGAGGUUCACUUUGGCCUCCCCUCGUCAGAGAAACUGGUGACGUACUACUCCUGCUGCUGCUGGAAGGGCCGGGUGCCUCGGCAGGGCUUUCUCUACCUCAGCAUCAACCACAUGGCCUUCUACUCCUUCCUGCUGGGGAAGGAAGUCAAGUUUAUGAUUCCCUGGGCAGAGGUAACACGGUUGGAGCGGGUCUCCACCGCUUUAAUGCCAGAGGCAAUUCGGGUCACCACACGGCAGCGGCAAAGGGAGUUCUCCAUGUUCUUGAACCUGGACGAGGCAUUCGGAGUCAUAGGUCAGCUGGCUGACAUUGCCCUGAGGCGGCUGCUGGACAGCAAAGGCCUAGAGCUGGACCGAGUGCUGCAGCAGCCCGCACGCAUCACCAAAAGGAUCCUAGAGGAGCAGGCUAUUAGGGAAUAUGUUCUGGCUCUGUUUCGACUCCCACGGAGUGAAAACCUCUAUGAGGUGGCCUCCUGUUCAGUUUGGACACCACACGCCCGCUGCCACACAGCCGGGACUCUCUACACCACCGACAGUUAUCUGUGUUUCUCCAGCCGAGAGGAAGGCAACCUCAUCCUGCUCAUACCCCUCUCAGAGGUUUUGUCCAUAGAGAAAGCAGACAGCACCAGCGCGCUGCCCAACCCUGUCAUAGUGAGUAUUCGGACUAAAAAGGCCUUCCAGCUGAUUGAGCUGAACGACAGAGACGAGCUGGUUGAGAACAUGAACUCCAGACUUCGAGCGCUGCAGUGGAAACGGUCCAUGUUCCGCAGCAGGAAAGAGGGCAAGAGGAGCGUGAGCUCCCCAACACCUUACUACACCUUCUAUUAUGACACUGGGUACUCUGAUGAAGAAGAGAUAGAGGAGCAUGUCCUGCGCAACACUGUCAACAGUGAAGCUCUCAUGACAGCCUUCCACCAAAAUCAACCAGGAACCAACGGCAACAAGAGCACGAAUCAGGUGAAGGAGCGGCUGUGGGAGGAUCAUUUCUCUGAGUUCGGACGUGGCGUCCACAUGUUUCGCACAGAGAAGAUCCAAAAGCUUGUGGCCAUGGGGAUACCAGAGUCACUGCGAGGGGAGCUGUGGAUGAUAUUUUCAGAUGCAUCCUCUGACCUAGGGUCCCAUGAAGGCUACUACGCCAGCUUGGUGCAGAAAUCAAUGGGCCAUAACAACCUGGCCACAGAGGAGAUCGAACGGGACCUGCACCGCUCACUGCCAGACCAUCCCGCUUUCCAAAACCCAACGGGCAUUGCUGCACUCAGGCGCGUCCUCACUGCGUAUGCUCACCGCAACCCAAAGAUCGGAUACUGUCAGUCUAUGAACAUCCUGGCAUCGGUGCUGCUGCUGUAUGCUAAAGAGGAAGAUGCCUUCUGGCUGCUGGUGGCCGUGUGUGAAAGAAUGCUGCCCGACUACUUCAAUCGCAGGGUCAUAGGCGCUCAGGUGGACCAGUCGGUGUUCGAGGAGCUCAUCAGGGAGCGUCUGCCAGAGCUGGCUGAACAGAUUCCAGACCUUUCCACCCUCUCCUCUGUGUCCCUGUCUUGGUUCCUCACCCUGUUCCUGAGCGUCCUGCCGUUCCACAGCGCCGUCUGCGUGGUCGACUGCUUCUUCUUCCACGGAAUCAAAGCCAUCUUCCAGCUUGGUCUGGCUGUGCUGGAGGCCAAUGCUGCGGAGCUUUCGUCCAGCACAGAUGACGGGCAGGCGCUUAUGAUUCUCACAGGUUUUCUGGACCAGGUUGGAAAUGUAGAGUGCCCCGGUUUUCCGUCCUCCUCGCCUGCUGCAGAGGAAACUAGCUGCAGUGUCGCUAAGAGGCACACAAACAUCACUGACCUCAUCAAUGACUCCUAUAUCAAAUUCGGAGACCUGACAGUGCGGCAGAUUGAGCAGCUCCGCUGUCGACACAGAAUCCAGGUGCUCCAGGCACACGAAGACACCACCAAAGAAAAUGCGUUGAGACUGGUGUCGCCAGAUGUUUCCAUCCCUGCAGAGAACUUGGCCGACAUCUACGAUCUCUUCAAGACGGAGCACUUCAUCACUCUGUACUGGGGGGACAGCAGCGCGGCGGCGGCGGCAGAGGCAGCAGCGUGGCACUACUGUGACUCGAAUCGCUCCUUUAUAGAACGGCAGUAUCGGCUGGACCGACCUCAGUUUAAAAGCCAGUACGGGCUGCUGGUGCCGUGGCCCGAUGUCUCCAACCAGCACACCGACACGCUGGCCAACCGCACCUUCACCCUCCUGGACCAGGACUGCGACAACCUGGUCACCUUUAGAGACUUUGCCAGCUGGCUGGACACGCUGUACUUUGGGGAGCUGAAUGAGAAAAUAAGGCUGCUUUACUGCCUUCACAUCCCUCCAGCUCUGACAGAAACUGAAGAUGACCCCUCGGUUAUGAAGAGCCCCCUGCUGUCCACAAACAGACCUCUCUAUGUUAACCUGCCCCCUCGUGAUGACGGUGAAGUGACAGAUUACCAGGAUCAGCUGAAGCAGAUGCUCCAGGAUCUGGCCACAGAGAAGGAGAAAGAUGUGGAGAAGCCUCUGCCUCUCAUGAACCAGUCGGAGUUCAUCCAGUUCUGUAAAACGCUCUACAGCAUGUUCCACCCGGAGGAGAACGAGCUCUUCCAGGCUAUCGCCACAGUCACCAGUCUCGUGCUGCAGAUCGGCGAGGUCGGCCAUCGCGGUAAAAUCGCCGGAUCAGAGGCCAACAGCCAGGAGGGCUCGACGGCGGCGGGCGGGGUCGACGCCCGCAGAGGCAGCAGGAGUUCGGCGACAGCGGACAACGAGUGGACGGUGAGCUACGCUCAGAUCCUGGCCUCACUGCUCACGGAGCAGGCGCUGGUGAACUUCUUCGAGAAGCCUCUGGAUUUGUCGGCCAAGAUCACACAAGCCAAGGAGAGUCAGUAUCAGCAGCGGGCGGGUUUGCUCACUCUGCAGCGAGCGAGCAGCUGACUCGAACGUGAACAGCAGGCUGCGAGCUGCA